AUGUCCAGCCAAAUUGCAGCCUUGGAAGAGGAUCGCAAACAGUAUCAAGAGCAGCUUGAUGUUGUUCUUGCCGGCCUCAAAGAUGAUUCCGAAAAUGCCGAACUCAAGAAUCUUCAGGCGGAGUUGAAUGACAUGAUUUCCCUCCUAAACGAGUCUCUUGCUGAGCUGCAGCCGAAGCAGGCGUCCAAGCCCAUACUCCAGAAGGCCCCCAGUCCGCCAGAGCCCGAGAAGUGGUCUAAAGAGAACCACCCAGCUUUCAAGAAGGCCGCUCCCACCCCCGAGGAGAAGGAUGAACCGCCCGUGACGUACCAGGUCAACGACACCGUCAUGGCGAAAUGGGCCUCGGGCGACAGAGGCUUCUACCCUGCCCGAAUUACAUCCAUCACCGGCUCUUCAACAGCCCCCAUUUAUAUUGUCAAGUUCAAGAGCUACGAUAACACGGAAACGCUGCGGGCCAAGGACAUCCGCCCAAUGUCCAACAAGCGCAAAGCUGACGGAGCACCAGCACCCGUAUCUAGCACUUCGCAGCAGACCGCGCGUCCGACACCACCGGGCCCGUCGAAUGGUGUUGUUACAUCCGCUGCAGCUAGUCUGUAUCCAGAGCAACAAGCCAAGAUUGACGCAGAGAAAAAUGCUGCCGAUGGUGCCUCAAAGCCACCCAAAGCCAAAAAGAUCAAAGCCACAAAAGAAUUGGAAAAGGGCAAAUCCAAGUGGCAAGAAUUCAACUCAAAAUCCAAAUUCGGAAAACACAAGAAGGACAGCAUGUUCCGCACACCCGAUGGCGUCGGCGGCCGAGUCGGUUUCACGGGCUCUGGCCAAGCUAUGCGGAAAGACACUGCCCGCAGUCGACACGUAUAUCAGCAGAAUGAUGAGCUCGACUAA
Molecule: messenger RNA, 882 nt
Organism: Colletotrichum orchidophilum
Lineage: Eukaryota; Fungi; Ascomycota; Sordariomycetes; Glomerellales; Glomerellaceae
Exons: 3
Coding region: 1-882 (293 amino acids)
Biological process (GO): negative regulation of DNA-templated transcription
Molecular function (GO): DNA-binding transcription factor activity
Source: RefSeq, a predicted model, not a curated record